CUCCUGUAAAUGUAUGUUAUCUCAUUGUCUUUUCUAUUAACGCAACUCACGAGCAUAUAUAAUUCUUUGAAGCCCACGGACCGUGUUCCAACAUCUCCCCGUGUCACGACGUACCUCCCGCCCCACGGUGGAGAUCUACGAUAGCCGAGGCGGAAUUGUCUGGAUCACGUCUUAUCCUCCCCGAGUCCUCUCACCGCGCGCCAUCUAAAUCAGUACCUCUCUCUCUUUUUCCCUUCUUUCCUCACCCGGCCAUGGACUUCACGCGGAUCAUUAUCCUGCUCACCUUCUGGUUCCUUUUCCGCCUCAUCAAAAGCCGCUUCUUCCCCGAUAAACCCAUCAUGGCUCACGGAAAAGUCAUCGAGGUUGACAACCCCGUCAUCUUCAAGGCCCUGACCUCGUCGGGCCCGGUCGUGGUCGACUUCUUCGCGACCUGGUGCGGCCCCUGCAAGGCUGUUGCCCCCAAGAUCGGCGAGCUGAGCGAGACCUACACCAACGUCCGGUUCAUUCAGGUCGAUGUCGACAAGGUGCGCUCCGUGGCGCAGGAGCUGCAGGUCCGCGCCAUGCCGACCUUCGUUUUGUACAAGGAUGGCAAGUUGUUGGACAAGCGCGUGGUGGGUGGGAAUGUGAGAGAGCUGGAGGAGGCUAUCAAGAGCAUUGCUUAGACGUCAUUGGUCUUAGGGUUGUUCUUCGGACCCGCAGUCAGGUGCGUAGCAAGUAUAUUUUAUUUCACAUGAAGCCCUUACGUGGCUACUGUGAUAUAUCAUAAUCUGGAAUUGCAGACACACCUCGACGAGCAACUCUUUAACAAAUCUGAACUUCAUAAAUAAGCGAUAGCUAUGCUCCAUACAUACAACAGGAUCAUCAGAUAAAACGCCACAU
Molecule: messenger RNA, 879 nt
Organism: Aspergillus japonicus CBS 114.51
Lineage: Eukaryota; Fungi; Ascomycota; Eurotiomycetes; Eurotiales; Aspergillaceae
Product: thioredoxin family protein
Exons: 3
Coding region: 252-662 (136 amino acids)
Source: RefSeq, a predicted model, not a curated record